This is a messenger RNA of Aedes aegypti (yellow fever mosquito), 7443 nucleotides long. It is a transcript of the gene Eip93F, whose product is annotated as mushroom body large-type Kenyon cell-specific protein 1. The transcript is spliced from 7 exons. The coding region runs from base 2547 to 7073 and encodes 1508 amino acids. Gene Ontology annotation, biological process: regulation of transcription by RNA polymerase II. The record is from RefSeq and is a predicted model, not a curated record. Gene Ontology annotation, molecular function: DNA binding. Lineage: Eukaryota; Metazoa; Arthropoda; Insecta; Diptera; Culicidae. Gene Ontology annotation, cellular component: nucleus.
AACAAACACACGCAUCGUCAUCGUCAUCACCGCUGCCGCCACGGUCGAUGAUGGCCUCCGCGAUCGUCAUCGUCAUCGUUCGCCAGUACAAAGCCACUACUCGCAUUCGGACUGGAGCGCAGGCAGAACAAAGAAAUUUUGCGUUCGGUUCGUUCGGCGGAGGGAGCGCGAAAUGCGUUUCACGCGAAUGAAGAACGCGAAGCGAUUACGACGACGAAGACGAAGAAGAUGUUGUUUUAUUACACGUAAUCAUAAUUCAUCUGGGUUGGCUGUGCUGUGCUCUUUGAACAGCGAAGGGGUUGGAAUGGAAGGCGAUGCAACGGAUCGCAGCAGGCUGCGAGAGUAAUAAAAAGUGAUUAAAUUUUUUCUCGUCGUGUGGGACAACUGAGAGCGACGAUGACGACGAAGAGGUGAGUUCGUUGAGCGAAACAGGGUGGGUAACUCACCAAUACAUAAGAAGUGUGAGGGGUGAUGAUUGGGGGGUCGGUAGAAGGUUGGAUUCUCCCCGUACGGGCGGUGUGCUACCUGGGGUUGUCUCGUUCUGUCGUUCGUUCGGGUCGCGUUUUGGGUUGGGGUCGGGUGGUCUCACUCUCCCGACGACGUCCAGUAACCGGUGCACACUUGCAUCGAUGCAAUCCGGUGCAAGUGUGAGUCGUGUUUGGUGGCAUCGGGUGGGUCUCGCUCUUGCUGCCGAUGACGAUGGAGUAGGCUCCGAAAAAAUGCACCCGAAUCGCAUGCGCUUGCUUGGAUGCGGUGGUGGUGGUUGGCCACUCACACCCUCCGCCUGCUGGGAUGGGUGGUAAAUAUUGGGAAAAAAGUGCGCUCCGAAAAUUUUUCGGCCCAGCGCGCACACUUGUGCGCGUACAGUGCUGGAAAAAAUCGAUUCCGGAGUGUUGGUGUGGAUGCAUUGAAUUGGGGUGUGAGUGAGUCCUCCCGAGCCGUGGCAGAGUCGCUCUCGGUUCGGGUUGGGAUUCGACUUCGGCAGAUUCUGGCUAAUUUUUUUCGGUCUUCCGCCGGAGAUGCACUUGUGCAUGGGAUUGGGGUGAGUGAGCUGGGUUUCCUCUGUCCAUCGGCUCCGCAAUGACACUAACACAGUGAGCAGUCGCUCGCGCUCUCUCGCUCUUACAUUGCUCCUCAAACUCGCUGCAAAGCGGGAGCGGAGUGGCCGAAGGGUGCUGGCAAGUAUUCCGGGGCACAAGAGUGCAGCUGUGUAAUAUUCAUCAUCGAAAUUUUCCCUUUAGUCGCAUAAACGCACUGCUCCGAUAUGCACCGGAACGCAAUUUCGGACGCGGCCCGAGUCGACCCGAGUGUGAGCGUCCGCCGAGUAGAGCCGAAAAUCUCUUUUUGUUAUUCCGUCGUUCCGUUUUUCCUUCAUUAGCGCCGCGCAGCACCACCAAUAACACCGCUACACACUAAAACUACACUCUAAACAUACCAGGAAGAAACAGGAAGGCCAGGCCAGUAGCAGCAGCAGAAGAAACCCUGCCUGGCAAAGAGAAGAAGUGAGAAGAGUUUCCGCGGCGCGCGCGAGUGUUCGUUCUUCAUAGCGAAAAAAAUAUAAUACAUAUAAUUUUUUUAUCCGUCAUCCGGUACGUUCGCGUUAGAUAUUUGGUUGUGUCAAUUUGUGCAGUCCCGAAAGGGGAAGAAAGAAAAAUUAAUUAAGGAAAAAUCACCCCCACGAGCACGCAAGAAGAGUUCUGGAACGAGGAGGAAGCGAUCGCCAUACACUACAGUCCGCGCGCGUAGACAUCCAAAGCCGAAGCCGAAGAGAAGACACCGCCGAAUUGGAAGAAAGCUAAAAAAAUCCAAUCCCCCCCGUAGAAUGACCAGUGAUGUGAAAAAUCUGGAGAAAAAAAUCCAUCAACGAAAAGAUAGAAAAAAGUUCACAAGUGAAAGAGUCUCGUUCGGGGUUGACUGUAGUCUUCAACGCCCCUGCUGCAGAGCGAUGCGAAGCUUCCUCAUACUCGGAUUAGCGUGCGAAAAGUUCUAGUGGUGAGACCGAUUCUAUCCGACAAUUUCGAUUUUUAUGUUUGAGUUCAAGACCACAAAACCAAGCUCGGGCCGCAACGUAGAGAAAGAAAAGAGUUUUUUUUUUUUGUUCAGUUUCCGUACAGUCAAGAGUGUGAACAGCGGGUGAUCGAACGCGGAAGGCGAAGAAGAGUUCGAUCGUGUGACAGAGAGUGAAGCAAUAGCAAGGGCGAAAAUCAAUAGCGCCAGCAAAUGAGAGUGCGUGUGAAUGACGAGCAUCCCAAACGUUCAGUUGAUCUGCAAAGUUAAGUUGAGUCCUUACGCAGUUUUCAGUUAAACAGUCUACGGUUUUGUCGUUGACCAGGGGGUUCGCAAUACAGUGUGUGCCAGGGAGCACGGGGUGCGUUCGAUCGCGAGUGCAGAGAAGAAGCCGCGUGCGCAGCGGACCCUGCGUGUAUGUGCGUACUGCGUAGUGUUGUGCCGCGCCGGUUGUAUGUGACCCAGUGGGGGGACAACCUCCACCGACUCCAGCAAGUCCCUGCAGGCCGCCGUCCCGAGCCGGCCCAAGCAUCAUCCUAAUGAAAAGUGGACUGGAGCGCGUUGCUGAAGAAUUGAUGGGACGCAGGAAAUGGAAACAUUAUCAGGACGUCCUCACGCGCCAACCGUUGAACCUGCUGGACCCGAGCACGAACGCCUCGAACGUCGCGGACGAGGUCGACGUCGAGCUGCUGCAGAGUGCGGUGGCCAGCAGUGUUGCCAGCAACGCGGUCCCCCCCUCGCUGGUGGCGGCGGCGGCCGUCGUCGGUGGAAACCUCCUGGACCAGAAGGGAGCCCCCGCGAUAGUACGCAACGGUCACUACCAGCAAGAAGGCGAACUAGCAUUAGUAGAAUCCAAACUAGCAACCUCCAACAAUCAACAAGUAGCAACAGCAGUAGGAGAAAAACAUCCCUCAGCAGCAGUAGAACAUCCGGACAUUGCAUCUGCUACGGCGGCCGCCGGUAAGCAUCAGAACCACUUCAAUGAAAACGAUACAAGAUCGACGAUGGCGGCGGCGGCGGCGACGGCCAAUCCCACCAGCUCCCUCCCGUCUCCUCCUCAUCCGGCAACGGCGACGCCAGUAACAGCACUUCUCAAUAACCAUCACCACCACCACCAUCAUCAGCAACAGCAGCAGCAUCAUUCUCAACACCAGCGUAGUCCCGUUCCGGGUGGGGUGGAUGCCAACGUGAACCUACAGCAGCAGACGGCGGGCGGCGGCGGCGAGCUGGAAGAACUGCAAGCCGGCAGUGGUGGUGGCCGGAUAGGAAACUCCGUCUCCUCGCCGGCACUGUCCUCGUCGUCGUCGACCUCUUCGACAACGGCGGCGGCAACGGCGACGACGACGACGACGGCCACUACGGCACUGAUGUCGCCGUCCGGCGCUAGUAUUGAACAGGAUGACCGGGUUAGGCAGCAGCAGGAGAUGCAACUGGUCGGGAAAUUGACGGCCAUCAAGCAGGAACCAACAGAAAAUCAAAACAAUUCAUCAGCAACACCGGAGCAACAAAGUAAACUAAUUAAGCAAGAAAAUUGUAACAACUUGCUAAACAGCAAAAUCAUCAUCAACAACAACAACAGUGCAACCAACAACAACAAUAAUAAUAUUUCAAGCGGUGGUGCCGAAACCGACGGCACCAGUGCUGCCAAUCCCUCUCUGGUUGGGGAAAACAGUAGUAGCAAACAGCAGAGGCACCAACAUCAUCACCAACACCAGCACCAUCACCAUCACCAGAACCAUCCGUCGCAGCCUCCGACGCCGGUCGACUGGAAACCACAGGACAAGUGCUACUUCUGCGUCGACGGAAAGCUGCUGACGGUGAACGAAGCCGGCGAACUGGUGCCCGAAUCUGGCAACCCUGUUCUGCCCGGUGGCGGAGUUGGCGUGACAACGCAGCGAGUCGUUCCCAAAACUGAGGUUCUCAACGACAGCGAUUGCGAAUCGAGUGACAGCAGCGAGUCCGAUCUACGGGCGGCAAUUGCCGCCGGGCGGGCAGGAGGGCUCCCGGGAUCUAAAUCGCUGGCAGCACUGCUGCGAAGUUCGAGUGGUCCAAGCUCAGGCGGUUCGCCGACGAUGGCUUCGCUCCAAACUAUGGCAUCGCAGUUCGCGGCGAUGACAUCCCUUCCACCGGGAUUGGCGCAGCUUUACCCUCUCUGGUACAGUCAGUUGCAGCAGCAAAUGUCCCCAUCGGGGGCCAUCGGAGCGACGGCCACGGAUCCAACGGCGGUCAGUUCAGCGGAAAAGGCAGCAGAGGGAGGUGCGGCGGUGGCAGUCGGACCAGGUGGUGAACAGCCACUGGAUCUGAGCGCCAAGCCGGGUUCUUCCGGGCUGAGCGCCCUCAACGCCGGCCAGCUUAUGAUGAGCAUGAUGGACCCGAAGAACAUCUACAAGGCUAAACCGCGCCUCUCACCGAUCGGCGGCCGGCGAACGUACACCGAGGACGAACUGCAGAGCGCACUGCAGGACAUCCUGAAUGGGAAACUGGGCACACGGCGGGCCGCGGUCCAGUACGGCAUCCCACGGUCGACCCUACGCAACAAGGUCUACAAGCUGGCAAUGGAGUACAAGCGGGACGUGCUGCACAACGUGCCGCUCGAUGACGACGACGACGAUGACAAGGACUCGCUUGAAGACGACGGCGGCGGCAGCAAUCAGGUCAAGUACAACCAACAAGCGCUGGCCGAAGCCUACUUGCGUCUGUACGGUGGCGGCGGCGGUAGCAGCAGUAGCACUCCGAAGCCCGAACCCAGCUCGGCACCUUCCACACCUCCCCAGCAGCAUCCGACACCGGAGCCACCGAUGUUGAAACCGAUCCAUCCGCAAGUCCCUCAACCGCAGCAGCAAACCGCCACGCCACAGUCAUCUCCGCUGGCGGCCGCUGCCAACAGUUUGAUCGACCCGAGCAUCUUACUGCAGCUUCAAAGCCUACUCCUAACGGGGGCUCUUCCACGGCUAACGAACCAAGCUGCCCAAACCGGCAAUCCGGAAGAAGCGGCCGCUGCUCAGGCAGCACUCGCUACCCUUCCCGAGCUGUUGAAGAAGCUUAUUCAGCAACAGGAAUUGAUCGCCGAGCAGAUCAAGAAAGCCGCUGGCGGCCCAGAACCGCAGCGACCCUCCGCAAGCACUCCGACGCUGAACAACGGUCAACCGAUCGAUCCGCGGUUAUUCCCAUACCUUCAACAAAGCAAAUCUCGAGCGGCGUCCGGAACACCGGAGACCACCACCUCCUCCAUGGACCUGAACGACGGCGGUAGCGAUGACUCGCAGGUCAUUCUAAAAGUUCCGUCCUACAAACCAGUUCCAAAUCAGGCCCCUCUACCGACCACUGCCGCGGCUGCAGCCAUUCUGGCUGCCAGCAAAAACGGUGACCAUCACAACCUGUCCACUCCAUCUCCACCUACCAACAGCGUACCUUCGGUGCGCGAUCUCAGCAGUUUUGUCGUUGGAGGUCCAGGCCCCAGCCUCAACAACAAUUCCACCCCACGAUCAGUACAUACCGCUAGUCCCCAGCAACCGAGUUCUGCCCAACCACCAAACCAUCUGUCCGUGAUAUCGCCUCCAAUGGGCGGCAUCCGACCUCGAAGUAAUUCCCAAUCGCCUCCGAGCCUGCUUGGCGGCAAGUCCAUGCUGUCCAUCAACGACGUCAUUGCGAGAAGUAUAAGCAAAAACUUCCAACAACAUCACCAAUCCGAUCUGCUCAAACAGCAGAUGGAAUCGAUGGAGCAGCAAUACAAACGGCCGACCAUUUCCGUCAUAAAGAAUCUGGGUGGUACGGACAUUUCACGCUUCGGCACCAAUCCCAACAUCACGCAGAUGACUGCUCAGCAAUUGGCCAACACCGGCACCGGAGGCAAAGGAACGAGACCAAAGCGAGGCAAGUACAGGAAUUACGACCGGGACAGUCUGGUGGAAGCGGUCAAAGCGGUGCAACGAGGUGAAAUGUCGGUGCAUCGAGCAGGAAGCUACUAUGGCGUUCCACAUUCCACUCUGGAGUACAAGGUUAAGGAGCGGCAUCUGAUGAGGCCCCGAAAACGUGAACCCAAACCCCAACCAGGGCUGGACGGGCUGAAGUCGGAUCUAGGAGGAAGCAGCGGCAUGAGGAGUAUGGAUAAGAACAAGAGCAUGGGUAUGGGAUCUAGUGCAAAGUCACAGCAGAUGAAGAACCAGUACGCGGGAGCAUCGCCAAACGGUGGUCUGAAAAUGCCAAUGUUCGACCCAGCGAUGGCUUCACAGCUACAAUAUUCGCCAUCACUUCUGUGGCCACAUCCGUCGGUUGGAUUCACCGGCAUACCAAUGGAUUUCGGUCGACAAGCGGGAGCAGGAGGUUCAAGUGGCGCAUCGGCGAUCAUGCAAAGGUUUCAACCAGAUCAGCAGGGAAACAAAUUGCCCGGUGCGGUGAGUAACAACACCGCAGGAGCGCCGAAAACUGCUCGCGAGCUAGCCGAAAGCAUAUACGACGGAACGAGUACCAAUGGUUCGUUUUUGGACGAUAUCAUUCGACAUAGUUUGGACAAGAAGCCAGGCGAGAUGCACCACGGAGCGCUGUUCGAUCAGCUGAUGAAGAGUAACCGAUCCGCGCAGCCACCGUCACAACCCUCGGGAACGGAAGAUCCCACAACAGCAGCCCUUCUUGCCAAGGUAGGCGCAAAGCGCAGUGCCACCAGCCCGCUGAACUUCCUACCGGAGUUGAUCAAACGGGAACGUGCCAGCCCCGGCGCGUCGUCCACCUCAUCGACCAGUAGUAAGCUGGGAUCCGUCAGCUUCAACGAUCAUCACCUCCAGCAACAGCAGCGACAUCUAAAUACCUCCAGCGAAAGUCUAUUCGAAAGCCAGCUUGCCAAGAACAACCUGGCAGUCGAGAACCUCAUCAAGCUACGUGAGGACCUCACAUCGAUGUCCGCGGCGCAUCACCAAAACAGGACGUCGAUGGAAGAUCAACACAACGGCGGUAAGGACGAACUAUCCCCAUCCGUUAGCGAGCAGCUCCAGCAGCAGCAGCAGCACCACCAUCAGCUUCUUUCGCAACGGCUUGUUACCAAGUUGCCAACCGACGAUGGCAACUCAUAGAAGUGACUGCCACCAGAGGCGCUGCUGCUGUGGCGCUCCCACACAUUUCUAGGUUAGAUGAAAUGAAAUGAAAUGCAUACUGUAAGGCAAAGACAGAGAAUCAGAGAGGGCAAACACGGCGCAGAGAAGUAGUUCAAAUAUUAUUAUUGUAGUUAAAAGUGAUUGCAAUUUAUAUUCGGGUUGGCGACGGCUUUUAUCCAAGCUCACGUACACACCCGCACCAGACGAACCGUGUGCUGCGUGCGUGUGUGUGAGAGCAACUCUUUUAAACUGGAACAAAGCAACCCAAUGCGAAGAAGUAAAAACGGAAAAUCAAAAUAGCAAAAAUCAAUGAGAUGAUGAUGAUGAUAAUUUAGUGCAAGAAGGAAAA